AGGCAGGUCUCCUCACUCUUUCCUCUUCCUUUUCCAGCUCUCCCCAGUCCCCGCAGCUGCUCUGUAGCCAUGACCCUGGGACUCCUGUGGCUGGGGCUCACCCUGCUGGGGGUCUUGCAGGCCCAGACCCCGGACUCUGCUCCCAACCUGAUCCCCGCCCCAUCUCUACGCAAGGUCCCCCUGAAGCGCAACUUCCAGGAUGCCCAGUUCCAGGGGAAGUGGUACGUCGUAGGCCUGGCAGGGAACGCAGUACAGAAGAAACAAGGCGACUCGAAGAUGUACACCACCACCUACGAGCUGAAAGAAGACCGCAGCUACAACGUCACCUCCACCCUGCUCAGGGAUCAGGGCUGUGACUACUGGAUCAGAACUUUUGUCCCAAGUUUCCGGCCGGGCCAGUACACCCUGGGCAACAUUCGCAGUUACCCUAACCUACAGAGCUACAUCGUGCGUGUGACAGCUACCGACUACACCCAGUUCGCCAUGGUGUUCUUCAAGAAGACUUCCGCCAACAGGGAGUACUUCAAGACUACCCUGUAUGGGAGAACCAAAGAGCUGGGCUCUGAACUGAAGAAUCGCUUUGUCCGCUUCGCCAAGUCUCUGGGCCUCACUGAUGACCACAUCACCUUCCUUACCCCCAUUGACCAGUGCAUUGAUGACUGAGGUGCGGGAGCCAAAUUGGCUACUCCACGCCCCCCUCACCCCCGCCCCCAGCCAAGAAGCCAGUGACAGCUGGAAGACCUUAGGGUGCCCUGCUGACCACCCAGCUGCUCCCAAAGCCACCUGGCUGAUGGAGCCCACUCACUUGUCUGCUAAAUAAACACAUGCCCUAGCCCCCG
Molecule: messenger RNA, 839 nt
Organism: Perognathus longimembris pacificus (Pacific pocket mouse)
Lineage: Eukaryota; Metazoa; Chordata; Mammalia; Rodentia; Heteromyidae
Gene: Lcn2
Product: lipocalin 2
Exons: 7
Coding region: 70-663 (197 amino acids)
Molecular function (GO): small molecule binding
Source: RefSeq, a predicted model, not a curated record